Messenger RNA from Phytophthora infestans T30-4, 1169 nucleotides. RefSeq lists its product as uncharacterized. Lineage: Eukaryota; Oomycota; Peronosporomycetes; Peronosporales; Peronosporaceae. Gene Ontology annotation, cellular component: Golgi apparatus. Bases 342 to 1169 code for a protein of 275 amino acids. The record is from RefSeq and is a predicted model, not a curated record. Gene Ontology annotation, molecular function: alpha-1,3-mannosyltransferase activity. Gene Ontology annotation, biological process: protein O-linked glycosylation. The transcript is spliced from 2 exons.
UCGCUCAAUCAUUCGCAUUUAGACUGGAAGAUGGACAAUGCCGCAUUCGAAGACAGCUUCGCGAGCGCAACACACCCUACAUCACCGUUCUACAGGCGUGGUAAGUCUUUUGACAGGAGCGUGGUCCGUGGCCGUGCCGCCAUGGUAUGCCUGCACGAUGCGAUGCUGAACAUGGGACAAGAGAGCUACGAUGUCUUGGGAACCGAGAGCUCAUUCAGGUAUAUCACUGUGGUAAUGAGCUCUCAGAUCGAUCCGUAGAGCUCUUGUUCAGUCUGGACAAUCGCGUGGAACUCGUGGAUGUGUGCUCUGAUCUCUAGUCUCGUGGCAUCAUAUCGAAAGAAAUGGCUUCAAAGUUUCGAAGCUGGUGGAUCAAGCCGCUUGCGAUGUAUUACACGGAUGUCCGCCAUGUAAUGCUGCUAGACGUAGAUGACGUCAUCUUGAAAGACCCUGCUAUUGUGCGUAGUCUUGAUGGGUACGUGAAGACUGGCACAACGUUCUUUUACGACCGAGUCAUCACCCAGAGGCGCUUCUUGACUGGCAAUGAUUCUGGGGAGAUGUACGUGCACAAGCUGUUACGCGAAUUCGACUACGCCAGAUUCAACGUAUCGAAGGGGCUCGCUCCUUCGCAGCAAAUGCUCAAUACAUUUGCUUACAGAGGCAAGUCCAUUCAUGAGAUGGACUCGUCAAUGGUGCUGAUUGACAAGAAGCGCGCAGGAAAAACUGUCAUGGACAUUUUGUUUUGGUUUAUCACGGAGGAACGCUUUCGCUUUACGUAUUCGUGGGGAGAUAAGGAGACUUUCUGGCUAGCAUUCGAGAUGGCACGUGCGCCAUACUUUUUCACACCGUGGGGGUACAUGCCAGUCCAGGGCUCUGACGAUGAGGAGGCUGAGAUUUUGUACAUGAACGGCAAGGCACUGAUCGAUCCGUAUCCGCAAGGCAUCGGAUUUAUCCAGAAAGCCAAGCAGAACAAUUUAUUCAACACUGUUCCAACGCACAUGACACCACGCCAACAGCGGAGACAGAUUGACAAGGCGGGAUAUCCAGGCAAAAAGUUUAACACCGAGUGUCUGGUCGGGAUGGGGGCUACACCUUUGCCAGAGUAUUUCUCGCAGAAUCUAUUGCGUCGCCGGCAUCGCCAUGGGUGUUCUGGGCUCAUUACAGCAUUGUGA